This is a messenger RNA of Punica granatum (pomegranate), 2410 nucleotides long. The record is from RefSeq and is a predicted model, not a curated record. Lineage: Eukaryota; Viridiplantae; Streptophyta; Magnoliopsida; Myrtales; Lythraceae.
GGACAUAUGUUAAGUGCUUGUGUGUGUGUCUGUGUGAGUCCGUGUAUAAAUACCUAAGGAGCUUUGAGUGCUGGGGGGUUCAAGAACACACAAAACAAGGCCACUCCAGAAGAGCCACAUUGCGGGAAGAAGAAAGGGUUUGGAGUUUGCAUUUCACAGAGAAAACAGACAGGGAGAAAGAGAGAGAGCAGAGCAGAGAUCGAUCCUCCUCUGGAAGGAUCAAUCAGUUUGGGGUUGGGAGUUGUGUUUUUAUUAUUUUCGAGUGUUUGGGGGGCGGGGGGGAGUUUGUUUUUUGCUUUUUGUUUAUGAAAUGGGUUAUGUUGGGGCUCUGAGGCUGUUCUGCUCUUUACUCCCUUGGCUGUUCAUUCUCCUCUCCUCUCCCUCUCCCUCUCAAGGGAAGCCUGGCUACGGCUCGGAGUACCGAUACCCCUUCAUCAAGCGGGCGAGCACCUUCUCGUCAUCGUCAUCUUCCUUCUCUACCAGCAGAGCUGACCGGGCCUUCGACUACAUCAUCAUCGGCGGUGGCACGGCAGGCUGUCCGUUGGCUGCCACCCUUUCCCAGAAGUUCAGCGUCCUUUUGCUGGAGAGGGGCGGCGUCCCAUUCUCGAACGCAAACGUCUCCUUCCUCCAGAACUUCCACCUCACCCUCGCCGAUAUCUCAGAGACCUCUGCCUCCCAGUUCUUCAGCUCCACUGAUGGCGUCCUCAACUCCCGGGCCCGUGUCCUGGGUGGUGGGACCAGCAUUAAUGCCGGCUUCUAUACACGCGCCAGCAGGAGGUUCAUUAGAAAGGUAGGUUGGGACGAGAAACUGGUGAAUGAGUCCUACCCGUGGAUUGAGAAGCAAAUAGUUCAUUGGCCGGAUUUUGGACCAUGGCAGAGAGCAUUUAGGGACAGCUUAUUAGAUGUUGGCAUUUCACCAUUUAAUGGAUUUACAUACGAUCACAUGUACGGAACCAAAGUAGGUGGGACAAUAUUUGAUCGGUUUGGUCGGAGACACACUGCUGCUGAACUACUCGCUUCGGCAAAUCCCCAAAAACUGAGUGUCUUGAUCUAUGCGACGGUACAGAAGAUUGUUUUUGACACGUCAGGCAAACGACCAAAAGCAGUCGGAGUCAUCUUCAAGGACGAGGACAGGAACCAACACCAGGCGUUUCUUGCAAAUAGUCCUAAAAGCGAAGUCAUCUUGUCAAGCGGUGCAAUUGGGAGCCCUCAGAUGCUUUUACUAAGUGGAAUCGGGCCAAAGGCCGAGCUAGAGAAAUUGAACAUCUCAGCGGUUCUUGAUAACAAGUAUGUAGGCAGAGGCAUGUCGGAUAAUCCAAUGAAUACAAUCUUUGUCCCGACCAAGAAGCCCGUCAAGCAGUCCCUCAUACAGACAGUCGGGAUAACCAAGCGUGGGGUAUAUAUUGAGUCCAGCUGUGGGUUUGGGCAAUCAAAGGAUAGUAUUCACUGCCACCACGGAAUUAUGUCUGCUGAGAUGGGGCAGCUGUCGACGACUCCCCCGAAGCAGAGGUCCAGAGAGGUUAUCGCCAAUUAUGUGACAAACAAGCACAACCUUCCAAAGGAGGUGUUUAGAGGAGGCUUCAUCCUUGAGAAGCUUGCAAACCCCUUCUCCAUGGGUGAUCUUAAGCUGGUAAAUACCAACCCCGAUGACAAUCCCUCAGUCACCUUCAACUACUUUAGCCACCCGGAGGACCUAAAGCGAUGCGUGGAUGGGGUUCGCAUGGCCACAAGGAUAGCACAGUCAAAGUACUUCACGGACUUCACUGGGUUCAGCCGGCAGACCAAGGAGAAGCUCCUCAACAUAACCGUUAAGGCCAAUGUCAACCUUAUACCAAAGAAUCCCAACGAUACUAAGUCCCUAGAGCAGUUCUGCAGGGACACAGUGAUCACGAUCUGGCACUACCAUGGAGGGUGCCACGUCGGAAAGGUUGUGAACUCAUCGAAUAAGGUGAUUGGGGUCGACAGGCUCCGCGUUGUCGAUGGAUCGACAUUCAGGGAGUCCCCGGGGACUAAUCCGCAGGCCACUGUCAUGAUGAUGGGCAGGUAUAUGGGAUCAAAGAUUUUGAGGGAGAGACUAGGAGCAGGGGCUUGAGUAUGAGGACCGGUAAAAGAAGAAGAGUGCAUAAAGAAGUAGUACGUAAUACUAGUAUGUAUCAUGUCAGGGGUGAUAUUGAACAACCGGAUGUAAAGUAACCCUUCUCCCUCAUUUUUUUUCUUUUAAUUAAUUCUUAGCAAAGCCAUGGUAUGUGGAGAGGGGAAAAAGGCCUUCUAACGAAAGUCAACGGGCCUAUAAACCAGGGUGUUGCGCGAGAUUGAUAUUUAGUUUUUUCUUAAAAAAUUUCUUAUUUGAUAAUUUUUUAAAAUGUUAUCAACCAUUGCCCAUGUAUGGUAAUCUUAUGUUUCGAUCUGA